UUCCGCCGCGCGUGCGCAAGCACGGCCGCCUCGGCGAGCCCGGGUUGGCUACCCCGGCGGCCUCCUCGGCAGUAAUGGCUUCUCUGAUGUGAUAGCUUCCCCCGCCCCCUCGCGUAGGACGCGGCGGCGGGGCGGCGGUGGAAAGCCCAACUUUAUUGUUCCCCCGGCCCACCUCCCGGCGCGUCCUCAGGAUGCUCGGGGGCUGAGCGCCUGGGGCGGCGGAGGGUCGCGGUCCAUCCGGGCCCUCGCCUCAGAGCGCAGGGCCAAGGGAGGGAGGGAGGGAGGGAGGCACGAUGUCAGGUAGCCGCCAGCCCGGCUCGGGUUCCGCUGGGACGAGCCCCGGUUCCUCGGCGGCCUCUUCGGUGACUUCCGCCUCCUCGUCCUUAUCCUCGUCUCCGUCGCCGCCUUCCGCGGCGACCUCGGUGGCGACGCUGGUCUCUGGCGGGGCGGCUCCGGCCGCGGGCUCGGGCGGCCUCGGUGGCCCGGGACGGCCUGUGCUAGUGGCGGCCGCGGUGUCCGGCAGCGGCAGCGGCAGCGGCAGCGCGAGCACCGGCGGGGCGGUGUCCGCGGGCCUGUCCCGGCUCAGCUGCGCGGCCAGGCCCAGCGCCGGUGUUGGAGGGAGCAGCUCCAGCCUGGGCAGCAGCAGCAGCAGCAGUAGGAAGCGACCUCUGCUCGCCCCGCUCUGCAACGGGAUCCACAAUUCCUACGAGGACAAAAGCAACGACUUCGUCUGCCCCAUCUGCUUUGAUAUGAUUGAAGAAGCAUACAUGACAAAAUGUGGCCACAGCUUUUGCUACAAGUGUAUUCAUCAGAGUUUGGAGGACAAUAAUAAUAGAUGUCCCAAGUGUAAUUAUGUUGUGGACAAUAUUGAUCAUCUCUAUCCUAAUUUCUUGGUGAAUGAGCUCAUUCUCAAACAGAAGCAAAGAUUUGAGGAAAAGAGGUUCAAAUUGGACCACUCAGUGAGUAGCACCAAUGGGCAUAGGUGGCAAAUAUUUCAAGAUUUGCUAGGAACUGAUCAGGAUAACCUUGAUUUGGCCAAUGUCAACCUCAUGUUGGAAUUACUAGUGCAGAAGAAGAAACAACUGGAAGCAGAAUCACAUGCAGCUCAGCUACAGAUCCUUAUGGAAUUCCUCAAGGUUGCAAGGAGAAAUAAGAGAGAGCAAUUGGAACAGAUCCAGAAGGAACUGAGUGUUUUGGAAGAGGAUAUUAAAAGAGUAGAAGAAAUGAGUGGCUUGUACUCCCCUGUCAGUGAAGAUAGCACAGUGCCUCAAUUUGAAGCUCCUUCUCCAUCACACAGUAGUAUUAUUGAUUCUACGGAAUACAGCCAACCUUCAGGUUUCAGUGGGACUUCUCAGACAAAGAAACAGCCUUGGUAUAACAGCACAUUAGCAUCAAGACGAAAGCGACUCACUGCUCAUUUUGAAGACUUAGAGCAGUGUUAUUUUUCUACAAGGAUGUCUCGUAUCUCAGAUGACAGUAGAACUGCAAGCCAGUUAGAUGAAUUUCAAGAAUGCUUGUCCAAGUUUACUCGAUACAACUCAGUAAGACCGUUGGCCACAUUGUCAUAUGCUAGUGAUCUCUAUAAUGGUUCCAGCAUAGUUUCUAGUAUCGAAUUUGACCGGGAUUGUGACUAUUUUGCAAUUGCUGGAGUUACAAAGAAGAUUAAAGUCUAUGAAUAUGGCACCGUCAUCCAGGAUGCAGUGGAUAUUCAUUACCCUGAGAAUGAAAUGACCUGCAAUUCCAAAAUCAGCUGUAUCAGUUGGAGUAGUUACCAUAAGAAUCUGCUAGCUAGCAGUGAUUAUGAAGGCACUGUCAUACUAUGGGAUGGAUUCACAGGACAGAGGUCAAAGGUCUAUCAGGAGCAUGAAAAGAGGUGUUGGAGUGUUGACUUUAAUCUGAUGGAUCCUAAACUUUUGGCUUCAGGUUCUGAUGAUGCAAAAGUGAAGCUGUGGUCUACCAAUUUAGACAAUUCCGUGGCAAGCAUUGAGGCAAAAGCUAAUGUGUGCUGUGUGAAAUUCAGUCCCUCUUCCAGAUACCAUUUGGCUUUCGGCUGUGCAGAUCACUGUGUUCACUACUACGAUCUUCGUAACACUAAACAGCCAAUAAUGGUAUUCAAGGGACAUAGGAAAGCAGUCUCUUAUGCCAAGUUUGUUAGUGGUGAAGAAAUUGUCUCUGCCUCAACAGACAGCCAACUAAAACUGUGGAAUGUGGGGAAACCAUACUGCCUGCGUUCCUUCAAGGGUCAUAUUAAUGAAAAAAACUUUGUAGGACUUGCUUCCAAUGGAGAUUAUAUAGCUUGUGGAAGUGAGAACAACUCCCUCUACUUGUACUAUAAAGGACUUUCUAAGACUUUGUUGACUUUUAAGUUUGAUACAGUCAAGAGUGUUCUGGACAAAGACCGGAAAGAAGAUGACACAAAUGAAUUUGUCAGUGCUGUGUGUUGGCGGGCACUAUCAGAUGGGGAGUCUAAUGUGCUGAUUGCUGCUAACAGCCAGGGUACAAUUAAGGUGCUAGAAUUGGUGUGAAGGGAUUCCUGAAGUCAAACUGUGUUUGAUCCUCCCAAAAACCAUCUGCAGCUGAUGAUGAGAAAGAAAAAAAUGGCAUGUGAUGUCUCUCCAAAGUCAGCCUGGGUUUUGGAUUUGUUCCGAGUACCUUCUUUCCUCCUUUUACACCAUUGAGACAUUGGGAAUACCCAGAGAAUUCUCCACCAUCAGUGUAACCAUGAACUUCGCUGUUGGCAGUGUGGCUAAUUUUUGUGAUAGGGAAACAAAUUCUUUUAAAUAAAAAUAAAUAAAAAAUAAUAAAAGUUUAUUGAGCCACAGCUGAGCUGGGAAUGCAUUUGUCAGGUAUGGUGAGAGUCUUUUGAAGAAGUAGCAAAUGUGGGUUGUAGAGAAUGUACUGCCUGGGGCAGCAGAGAGGCUCAGUGAAUAAGAGCACUGGCUGCUCCUGCAUCGGAUCCAGGUUCAGUUCCCAGCACCUGCUUAGUACUUCACAGCUACCUGUAUCUCCAGUGGGAGAUCUGACAUCCUCUUCUGGCCUCCUGGAGCACCAGGUAUGCAUGUGGUAUACGUACAGACAUCCAGGCUCACACAUUAAAAUGAAAAUAAAUCUUAUUUUAAAAGAAAAAAAAUGUACUGGUGAGUAAUUUUAAAGUUGUAUUUCCCACCCAUUUUGGAAUUGUGCAUAUCAACAUGAACAAAAGAUAAAAUGUGUAGAUUCCUUCCAGUGAGUUUAAUGUUUGCAAUAAAAAAAAGAUUAAGAAUCUUUCUAUAUACCCUGAUGAGAUUAUCAUUAUCAGAUCUUUUGGGUCCCUCCAGAGCUGGUCCAAGAUCUAAGAGUUGGCCUUACUGAGAUCAAGUAAAAAAGGAGGGAUGGUCCUUUCAACCGCUAGUUCUCUUCAGCACCAGUAAGCCUUUGAUAAAGCCAGAUCAGCUUUUCUUUUAACUAGACCUAUCAUAUUGUACUGGCCAAGACUGAUGAGUGACUUGGAGCGAGGUCAGCAGACCUUUUCUGUAAAGGGACAGAUAGGAAAUAUUUUAGGCUUUGCUGGGCAUGUGGUCUCUGUUACAACUGCUGAGCUAGCUCCAGUGGUGCAGCAGAAAAAUAGCCACAGAUCUAUGGACAAAUGAGCAUGGCAGCUCAUUAUCUGCAAGCCCUGACUUAGAAUUAAACUUGUGUGCUCUGGUACCCUCAGCUUCAAAGCCAUGUGACCUCCUAAAUUGUAUAGUUAGUUUAUAAGUCAUUUUCACAUCAGACCAUUGGGUGGAGCAAAAGUAACAUGGAGAACUAGUUAAAGUCUGAAUCCUUUUCACAAGAAUGACCCAAGCAAAAUUCUCACAUUUCAUGAAACACUUGCAGGAAGGUUUGUUAAGUACAGGUAUGCAUGAACAAUACACUCUCUCAGUAGAUCCCUCAGCUAAAGGUCACUGAGACCUAAGUAAGUUUACUUUUUUUUUUCUCUGAAAUUAUUGAAGCCAAGUAUCCCUUGGAAUUUAGAAUCUUUUGAAUAACAGAAAAUUCACAGAACACAUGUAACUAACUAUAUUAAAUAGCAACCCCACCAAAACUAAAUCGUAUUCCAUGGUCCAACACACUUCUGCAGCAAAGCAUGCAUAUUUACAUUGUAUGAGAUUGGUUAAUAAAGAGGUAAAAGAAUCCUACAGUAGUUUAGGUAAGGUUUUAUCUCCAAAUGACUUUUCCUCAAACUUAGGUGAAAGUUAUUAGUUUUCACAGCUUCAAGAGAAAUUGCAUCUUACAUGACUUAUACAAUUUAAAACCUGCUGCAUAUUUGGCCCCAACUCUGAGAGAAGGGCUACUAUCUGGGGGCUAGAGAGAUGGCUCAGUAGUCAAGAGCAUUGCUGCUCCUGUAGAAGACCCAAAUUUGAUUCCUAGAAACAACAGAUCUGCUCACAACCGGUUUUUAAGACCAGGUCCAGGGAAUCUGACAUGGUGCAUAGAUAUACGUGGCGGUGAAACACCCAUACAUAUGACUAAAUCUUUAAAAAUUCAAGUUACCAUCUGUCACCAGUGAAUGUUAAGAUGAAUGAGUGGCAAGUUGUGAAAAUGUAGGGAGAAUAUUCUAACAGAGAUCCUGGUAUUAGGGCUACAUGUCCUGAAAAUCUUUAGAAUAGGAAGUAGUUAAUGCCACCUUGAAUGCUUUUAAAUGAAAGUGAUGUUUUUGUUGUUCAUUUGCAUUGUUUUUACAUGCCCACAUUAUUGUUUACCUCAAGCUCUAUAUAAUAGAGUUGGUCAUGUUAGAUUCUGUUUGGUUAUCAAAAGUACUUGCUUUUUUAAAAAAAUAAAUUAUUUUAAGGUG
Onychomys torridus (southern grasshopper mouse) is the source of this 4816-nucleotide messenger RNA. RefSeq names its product COP1 E3 ubiquitin ligase (gene Cop1). Bases 294 to 2525 code for a protein of 743 amino acids. Gene Ontology annotation, molecular function: ubiquitin protein ligase activity; protein binding. Gene Ontology annotation, biological process: proteasome-mediated ubiquitin-dependent protein catabolic process. The transcript has 20 exons. Lineage: Eukaryota; Metazoa; Chordata; Mammalia; Rodentia; Cricetidae. The record is from RefSeq and is a predicted model, not a curated record.